UUAGCAGAGAGCUUGGUAAGGCUCGCCUGAGUCGCUUGGAAAUAGAAGCGUGCCGCAUGCCGUCGAGAGCACACAUGUGCAACUGAGAGAACACGACAACAGAAUCACGUGAAAUGGACCCAACCGCCGCCAAGUGGAUUGCACUGGUCACUCUGGGCCUGGUGUCCUUUACGCUCGGAGUGAUCCCUAUCAAAUUAUCUUCUGCUUUGAAGUGGACCCGGCAUGGGUGCCAAAAGUCACCUAGAUCGCAAGUCGUGUUAUCGGCACUUCUCUGUUUUGGAGCUGGCGUCCUGCUCGCAACUGCUCUCACCCACAUGCUCCCUGAAGUCAGGAAAAAUAUUGACGAUGUCAUCACGGCAGAUCCGAAUUUUCCACCAAUACUCAAGAAUUUCCCUCUGACAGAAGUUUUGCUGACAGCUGGAUUUUUCAUUGUGUACGGUCUGGACGAGCUGGUCCACAGUUCUCUAUACCGAAACCAGCACUCGCACUACGAGCACAUCGAGGCUACGCCGCAAAGCGGUCCUUCUUCGCACUCGCAUUCCCACUGUCCACCAACAGGGGUGGUAGAGCAAGAGCCGAGGCCUUCAGCGGCCACUUCUCUGAUUAGAAACACAUCUGGCCUCCACCACUAUGGAGCCACUGAAUGCCACAGCAAGCAUGUCGUGCAGUCGGAGGCGCACGAGAGUCACAUAGCCUCCACGGACAAAAAAGGCGACUCUGUUCACGGCCACGGUCACAGUCACAGUCGACGCUCAUCCCUAAAGGAGCAACCAAUGACAGCAACAAGCGGACUGUUGGCCCUAUUAGCCCUCUCAAUUCAUGCAGUAAUAGAGGGGCUAGCAAUUGGUCUGCAAAAUUCGACCACAAACGUGUUGUUCCUGCUACUCGCGGUAUCAACGCACAAGUUAGUGAUUGCUUUCUGUCUGGGAAUGGAAAUGUGCUCUGGCUGGGGGGCCUCAAGGACAACCCGAAAAUUCCAUGUUACGUUUAUGGCAGUUUUCUCAGGAAUGUCAUCGCUGGGGAUUUUGAUAGGACUGAUGCUCAUGGGCUCAGGGGAGCCAGGAGGAUUGCUCAUUCAGGCACUUCAAGCUUUAGCCGCUGGGACACUUCUUUACGUGACUUUCUUUGAAGUGCUGCCUCGAGAAAGAGCCAAGUGCCACGCAGGGAUAAUACAGUACCUAUCUGUCCUCACAGGUUUUGUGAUAAUGCUCUCGAUUGACACAUUUGUUCCUCAUGGAUAUGAUGUUGAUUAUGUUCAGACGACCGCAACAAUUAAUGCAACGACCAUGCUCCCUUGAAGAAAAUGUUGAAAGUUAAAGAGUUCAGAAAAGUGAUUUGCGUGUUUUAUAUCAAGCCAUGAAUAAUGUUCAGUAAAUUAAAAA
Messenger RNA from Cloeon dipterum, 1382 nucleotides. Its product is annotated as zinc transporter ZIP1-like. The transcript has 7 exons. Bases 114 to 1298 code for a protein of 394 amino acids. The record is from RefSeq and is a predicted model, not a curated record. Gene Ontology annotation, cellular component: plasma membrane. Gene Ontology annotation, molecular function: zinc ion transmembrane transporter activity. Gene Ontology annotation, biological process: zinc ion transmembrane transport. NCBI's taxonomy places the organism in Eukaryota, Metazoa, Arthropoda, Insecta, Ephemeroptera, Baetidae.